Diaporthe batatas is the source of this 3669-nucleotide messenger RNA. RefSeq lists its product as uncharacterized. The transcript is spliced from 2 exons. Gene Ontology annotation, molecular function: DNA-binding transcription factor activity, RNA polymerase II-specific; copper ion binding; RNA polymerase II cis-regulatory region sequence-specific DNA binding. The record is from RefSeq and is a predicted model, not a curated record. Gene Ontology annotation, biological process: intracellular copper ion homeostasis; positive regulation of transcription by RNA polymerase II; intracellular iron ion homeostasis. NCBI's taxonomy places the organism in Eukaryota, Fungi, Ascomycota, Sordariomycetes, Diaporthales, Diaporthaceae. Bases 1861 to 3168 code for a protein of 435 amino acids. Gene Ontology annotation, cellular component: nucleus.
GUGUUCGCCCACGCCCACACCCACGCCCACACCCACGCCCACGCCCACACACCCUUGGCACCCACCCCAACCCACCCACUCCGAUCAUGGUGCUGGUUCCAUUCCCAUUUGCAUUUCCAUUUGCAUUUCCAUUUGCAUUGCCUUUUGCACCUGCCAAUUCCUUGACACACACUCUCACACGCACGCGCACCCUCUCGCACCCCGUCCUCUGCUAUCCUGCUAGGGGGGGCGAGGAACCUGAGAGCGAGCAUUCCCAGGCCCCAGUCCCAGGCCCCAGUCCCAGUCUCCAGUCCCCAGCCUGCACCUGCACCUGCACCCAGCAAGCAGGCAAGCACGCACGCACACAUACACACACACACCCACCCCUCCUCUCCAAGUCCCCAAGUCUCGUUGCUCCCACCACCCUUCCCAGCCAGCCCCGGCUCCUACUCCAGUCCCACCUGCCGCCGCCCGUUGAACAAUAAAACGGUCCUUCCUCGCCCUCGACAUCGCCUCCUUCCAUCUCGCGCCCUCCUUUGUUUCCUGUCCUUUUCCCACCUCCGCCACCCUCAUCAGCCUUGUCCAACUUUACAAGCUCCUUGUAACCUUUUCGUCGGUUGACGUUGGGUCAACGUCAGAGGACUUUGCAAUCCUCUCGACUUCUCAACCCCGACUCCCGACUCUCCGGGCCUUGUGCAUCGCCGGCCGUCCUCUGCCCCGAGAGACGUGCAUCAAACUCACCCUUUUAUAUUUAUAUACAGUCCCGUGUGCUAGUGUGUUUGUACCGUCUAUAUAUACGACGCAUACACACCUCUUACAGACACUCCACCCUACAUACAUACACACACACACACACACACACACUUGUAUAUAUCUCCCCAAACCUACCUCCCUACCUACCUAUCCCUCCCCCGUCGUACAGCCAGCUCUCUCGACCGACUCGAGCCGGCCAAGCCUCACAUCCACGGUCCGGCUUCUCCCAACCACGCAGCCACCGCGCUUCUCGGCUAAAGGGAAUUUGAUCUUCACACUGCCAAGUGACCGACCACACCGCGCGGCGCACUGACUCUUGACCACCCGAGCAACAGCAGCAAGAGCAGUCCAGUCCAGCCUGCUUGUGUUAUAAAAAUACACACCCACGCCCUGGCACAAGCCUGAUCUGAUCUGCCUUGCGCCUAGACUCUGCGCACCAUCGCAUCAUAUCGCACCCACCUGUCUUGGCUACCUAGGUAGCCGAAAGGAGGACCCGCGGCCCCCCAUCGUCAUUACCUGGCCUUUCCCAGGCGCGACAGGCGAUCCAGCUUCGAACCUCACUCAUCACCUCUUCGAUCAGCUCACCAACCGGCUAUCCGAUGCAUCUCACACAUCUCACACCGCGCUUGUGAGCCUCCAUAUCCCCGUCGUCCUACCCGAGUUGAACAACAUCCUCCGCCUGCAACUCGCACCAGUCUGAGCCAGACGAGACAGACAGACACACGCGCUCCAUUUAGACCAAUCUCCACUCAACCCUGCUGUUGUCCUUCUUUCCCGGCGUUUGCAUCAAUUUGGAGUUUUCCGGUCAGGAUCACAAAAAGCCACUUUGCCAGAUACCCCAGUCGAAUGUUUCUUUAGACACGAUACCAGACUUUUCUUUUUUCCAAAUCCUCUUCACACCCGCGCGUCCAGCACGUGCACCCUUCGACAUCAACUUGGACUUUCAGACCUUGGCGGGCCAGAUUGUCAGUCACCUGCUCGUGGGCUGCUGCAGGUGUCAUCCGAACCCCACCAUUUGACAGCAUCUGCAACCACGCUACCUGCAGAGCCUCAUCGGUAUCCAACCCCAGGACGGCCGAUCGCACAACAGUUUUAAAAGACAACACAUCAACAGAGAACAUCAUCGAAAUGAUAAUAGACGGCGAGAAGUGGGCCUGCGAGUCCUGUGUGCGUGGCCACAGGGUCAGCAAUUGCCAGCAUGCGGAUCGACCCCUGCAGCACAUCAACAAGAAGGGACGGCCAGUGUCCCAGUGCUCGCACUGUCGCAACAUGCGCCGCUCCAAAUCAGCCCACGUCAAGUGUGACUGCGGCGAGAAAACCAGCAAAUGUGUGCAUUUGCAGGCGACCGUUGAUGGUCACAGGGAGAGCUGCUGUUGCAACCACGGUGGUCGCUGCACCUGCUCGCACAAGAAGGAGCAGAACCAGCUCGACACAGUACCCGAGUCCGAUUCAGAACAGGAGCUCAGCUCCGGCGCAAACGCCAAGGCGACCAAGCUGGUCCGGAAUCGCCGGUCCAGAGCCAGCACCCAGACCUCAGACGGGAUGUUGACCUUCGAUGAGAACGGUCACCACAAGCCGACCUACAAGCACACCAAGGCGUCCCAGAAGUCUGGUCCCUACCAGCUCACCCGAGCGCACUCGGCGCAGAGCAGUGGCAGCGGUGGCAACUGUUCCAUGGAGGACCUCGCCAAUGACUCGUUAGCAAGCAGCAGCGCCAGCAUCCCACAGGCGCAGGACCAUUGCAUGUCCAACUCCGAAACAGCUUCACCCUUGUUGACUGCUGUCUCGUCGGUCCCUCACUCCAACCCCCAGCUCCCUCCCCUGGAUCUGUCAAACGUCAAUGGCUGGGCCUCGGGUUCUUUCAUGCCCGACAAUUACGACUUCUUUAGCAACAUGGACGAGCAGCAGCAGCCAAUGUUCAGCGCUGGGCUGAGCCAGCCUGACGUCGACUGGAGCCACAUUGGCCUUGACUUUGCUAGCAAGGACUUGGGCACCUUCGCACCGUCCAGCUACAGCCAGGCCCAGAGCUUUGCUGGAUUUGAACAGCCCCCUACGCUGACCUCGGGCGAGGUGUCCGAGGUUGACGAUUUCAUCCGCGACGAAUUUGACCCCAUUGGAUCCUUCACCCGCACCAACACAUCGAGCACAGGAUUCAGCCUCGGGACGGACCAGGAGGGCUUGCUCGGCGCCAUGGAAAUAGGCAACACCGACUUUGACGAAUUCAGCAAGCUGGCGAAGGACGGGAGCAAGUUCGCCGCCUCCGCAGCGGCGCUUGUUUCGGACGAUCCCGCACUGGCCGCCAUCACUGCCUCUGGCGUUGCCGGAUUCGAGAAUGACCCGAUAUUCUGGAUACCCGAUGCCCCCGACUACAGUGGGAUGACGGCCGUCAACGAUGGUUCAGAAGUGAACGGGCCCAACUUCUGGGAAGUACAAUAAGACGGUGCGGGCUAGUCACGGACUCGAGCGAACAAACUGUGUUCGCUGAACACGACCGACUGAAGGCCCUACAUGGUUGGAUUGGCGUUUGGGUACUGCGUUCAUGGGGCUUAGUGACACGCAUCGGUGCGCUUGUUGGGAGCAAAGGGGACAUUUCCAAAGAACAGCAAACAUGAUGCGCACACGAUCGGCCUUGGAUGAGCUUCCUCACACGCACGCGGAUGGCCACUGCGUCGACGCUGCAGCAACCGCGCCCGGAUUAGUGAAUUGUGGAUGUUUUGAUGCGCAGGCCUGUAGUGCAUCAAACCCAGUGGCGAUGCCAGCAAGAGAGGUUGGUUACGGACCAACAAGCCAAGCGGGAAGCAAAUGCGCGAGCGAUAUGACCCGAGAUGUAUAGAGAUUUGACAUCCUGCAUAUAGAUGGCUUGGUUGGCUGUAGAUAGAUCUGAGCCCUGUCGAUUUGAUCAGACAGUUGCAAAAAAUAAAGUAAAAUUUCAAAGUA